Messenger RNA from Copidosoma floridanum, 4012 nucleotides. RefSeq names its product Myosin phosphatase targeting subunit 75D (gene MYPT-75D). Lineage: Eukaryota; Metazoa; Arthropoda; Insecta; Hymenoptera; Encyrtidae. The record is from RefSeq and is a predicted model, not a curated record. Gene Ontology annotation, molecular function: protein binding; myosin phosphatase regulator activity; enzyme inhibitor activity. Gene Ontology annotation, cellular component: cytoplasm.
CGUAUCGCUGUACCUGCCGCCGUGAGGCAGUAUCGUUGGCAGCAGGUAACAACAACAACGACCUCGGAUCGCGACCUAACCUCCAAGCUGCCGCGACACCUGUUCUCCUCGAGUAUCCUCCCCGUGAACAUCUGCAUCGACAGCAGCAGCCACGUAAUCCCGAAUCGAAGGCAUUCCGGGAUUUACUGCUAUGCCCAAGUGAUAAGGAUGUAAUUAUUGACAGUGCUCGUGCAAGUGGCGGUCGUGGUGGUAGUGCGCUAGGCGGUCUGCUCGUGCGAUGUUGCAGCGGGUGUCCUGGCUCGCCCGUCUCCACCUCCUCCUCGACUACUCCCCAGGACGACUACGGCAUCUCGUUACCAGGUAAAUACAGCUGCAAGAGCUACAAACAGCUGAGCAUGGAGCACGCGGACCUCGUCGCGGAGAUGGUGCACGUCGAGCGGCUGACGACCCAGGAGCGGCUCCACCUGGCCCGCCAUCGUCGGCUCCAGCAGCUCAAAGUCUGGCGCCAGCGCGAAAAGGAGUGGCUACGACACCAGACCCGCCACACGAGCAACAAGCGGCACAUAUACUUCAGCGACAGCGUCAUGCUCCUCGAGGCCGCUGCCAGAAACGACAUUGACGAGGUGAGGAGGUUGCUGAAGAAGGGCGUGAACCCGGAUUCGACGAACGAGGACGGCCUGACGGCCCUGCACCAGUGCUGCAUCGACGACAACGAGGAGAUGAUGAAGCUGUUGGUGGAGUUUGGGGCGGACGUCAACGCGGAGGACAGCGAGAAGUGGACGCCUCUGCACGCGGCCGCCACCUGCGGCCACCUGCACCUGGUGCGCUACCUCAUAGCCAAGGGCGCGAAUCUCUUGGCCGUGAAUGCCGACGGUAACAUGCCGUACGACAUCUGCGAGGACGAGAAGACGUUGGAUUGUAUCGAGGGCGAGAUGGCUCGGCGCGGGGUCACGCAGGAGCUGAUCGACGAGACGCGCGCCUCGACAGAGGUGCAGAUGCUCUUAGACUUGCAAAAAUUGGCCUCCGUAGGCGGCGACUUGGAGUACAAGGACCAUCAUGGUGCUACUUCUCUUCACAUAGCGGCAGCUAAUGGGUACUUGAGAGUCGUAGAGUUCCUUCUUGACCAGCACGUUUCGACCGACGUCGAGGACAACGACAGGUGGCAGCCCGUUCACGCUGCUGCUUGCUGGGGCCACUUGGAAGUCCUCGAGCUCUUGGUGCAAAAUGGUGCGGACCUGAACGCCAAGAACAAGCACGAGGAGACGCCAGCGGACAUCUGCGAGGACCCGGAAAUUCGCGAACGCAUCAUGGAAUUGAGGACAGAGCAGGAAAGCAAGAAACUACGCGAGGCGCAAAACAGGCGUGUACGUAGGUCGCAGAGUAUCAAUACGAGGACGCAGAGCGUUAGAAGGACGUCGAUUCGCGACAAAGUGCUCACGACCAAGAAGGAUGCGCAGGAAGAAGCUAGGCUUAUGCUCCAAGCACAACAGCACACGUAUGGAAAUUCAGGGUCUAGUAUGCAGUUGUCGGAGGGUAGCGCAAGCGUGUUGGAGAAUGGAAUGGACGAUGCGGACUCAACGGCGCUGACGCAGGCGGUGCGUCGGGCGCCCGAGGGCAAAGACAACGACUCUUUCCUUCACGAGGACGUCGACAAAGACUCAGAGCCACCUCAGGACGCGAACCAGCAACACCAGCACCAAAACCAGUACCAGCAACAGCAGUCCAUCUACGCGACGUCGACGGACGAGCAGAACGGCAAGAUCAACAUCCAUGUAUCGGUCGUCUUCGUCAAGUCACUCUCCGACCUGAAGAAACAGCGAGCCCAGAGCCGAACCGGCGUCACCGGGUCGGGAGCUUCAGUUCAGCAGCUGGACAGCAACGGUAACUCCACCAACGCAACGCCAUUACCCAACGCUGAGAUAUGCAGCGGCAACGAUUUCAGGAGAUUCAUCGGCAACACCAGCGAGAUCAUAGGCGACAGUAGGACGGACAAAAGCUGCUGCGUGCUCAUGUGAAGGCAUUUUCCUUUUUAUUAUUUUUACUUUUCAUUACACAUCCCGUACAUCACGGAGGAAGAUGCGCGUCUCGUUGGCAACUUGGCACAUCCUCCUCGUGCUUGUAUCAUUUUUCCUUCCACUUGUGAAAAAAGGAUAAACUUUUUUCCACGAGGUGAUGUCCAAACGCUUGUGGAGGCACAAUGAGCUUACACUUACGAGCACUGAGAUGUAAAAAGUGACAAGGUUGCUUUUGUCACUGUAUUCAUGUGAACGCGCGAUUUUUCGACUGCCACCUGCACAUUUCGCCGAGCCUACAUAAGUUUCUCGAGUUAUCGUAAAAAAAGCUCGAGUUUUUAGAUCCAAUGGUUCAUAAAACCCCCUCCCUUUCCGAGCAGUGGCAAGUAUUUGGUGUAUACUGUAUUUUUGUAACAGUAAACAAUAAAGUAAUAAAUAUACCCGCGUGAAGCAACAGAAGAUUGAGACUGCUAUUGUAUUCAAGGAUCGAUUGUAAAGGUGAUUGCACUACUAUGGGAAUUGAAUUCACUGGACUUUUCGUACCGAUUGUAAAAUGAAUCUACAUGCGAAUGAUUUUUUAUUAAUUUACUUGGACAGCCACGAGAUAUUGUUUUUUUUUUUUAGUCCAAUGAUUGUAUUUAUUGUUGUGGACAUAUAUUUGUUUUGCAAUCGCGAAGAUUCAGUCGAACUUUCCGUCUUAAUGGUACUAUAUUUUGAUACACAUUGGUCUUUGAAAACGAGCAUUUUUCCGCACGUACUUAAUAGCGAGGAAAAACCGCUCAUGAAACGGAGUUGGUUGUUAGUUUUACGCGAUUGAUAUUACCCGUGUAAGUUAAGUAGAAAAUUCGCCGAGACUUUGAUUCUUCGAUAUUUCGAAACUACGCGAAUUUAAGACUUUUUUUCUUUCCUAGUAUCGAACAGGAUUGUAAGUUGCGUGAAAAAACAUUCCAUAUAAUAUAAUAUAGACAAAAAGCUUUAAUUAAUAGUCUCAUCAGUGUGGAAUGAGAUUAAACGGUUAAAUGAUUGGAGCAAUAUUUUGGGGAACAUAUACAUAUAUAUCGUUUUUAUCGAAUGUUGAGACUAUAUAUCAUAUUAUAGUGUUACGGUAUAUUAUAUUUUUAUGAUUCGCUAAGCGAUCGAUGGACGAUUCUAUCUUCUCUGAAUGUUGCGUGACUUUUAACUGGUUGAAUUUAUUAUUUUUCCAAAUUUGAUUUUUUUUCUCUUCUACUUCUAUCUGUACUUAUCUUCGUUAUUCGAUUCAUUUAUCACAAAUUAAUUUGAUUUCUAAAUACACGAUACUUUUCAGGUAUUUGUUGAAGUCAGUUUUUUUUAAGUAGGUACAUGAAUCGCGGAUUUUAAUUGUGAUAAGAAUGUACGCUCAUAAGAUAUUAUAUUUUUGUAAGAUGAAAAGUUGAGAGUGUUUAGUUUUGAAAUUUGACUGAGAAAGCCUUGAGAAGAUCCACUCGAGGGAAAAAUAUUUUCCUAUUCAAGACUUUGCCUUGAAGCAAUUACAGUUGUGUCACAAAAAUGGUAAUCUUACUGCAUGCAUUGAGAGAAUCCAUGCAUUACAAAGACAAUAUUUUUUCUUGUCAACCUUGUGGUGUAAGACCCAUUUUUACCGUCCGAAUGAACCCAUUAUAUUUAUCUUUGAAAAAUUAUAUGUAUUUAUGGUUAGUCAAGAAAAGAGAUGCAAAUAGCACGAAUUUGCAACGUUAAAAUGCUUUAUGUAAUAUGCAGAUACCACUGCAUAAAUAGUAAGCUCUGUAUUGAUACUUAUAUUUAUCUCUGCUUUUGUAUUCCUACAAAGACCUUUAUUUGUACUUCUUAUAACUUAUGCUUUAGAAUUAUGUCAAAAAAAUUUUCUCAAGUCACUACCUUAUCCUCGUUUUUUAUUGUAUUUAUUACAACGUAUAUAGAGUUUAGUUUUAAGGUUUUUAUAUUUAAUAAAGGCAACAACGGUACUUGUUUUACAUAUUUUACUUCGGUAAAAAUAAAGAAAA